Molecule: messenger RNA, 1138 nt
Organism: Brassicogethes aeneus
Lineage: Eukaryota; Metazoa; Arthropoda; Insecta; Coleoptera; Nitidulidae
Source: the annotation of a GenBank genome assembly
GUUUGACAAUUGACAUUCUGUUAUGUGAUUGACAUAUUCUGUCAUUUACAAGAUUUUUAGCAAAUAUUUGUUAUAUGUAGCAAAUAAAUCAAUUAAUAAAACAUUAGCCGCAUUCCUAAACUCUAAGAAAAAAAUGGAGAAGCUGUCGUCUGUAACAAUAAAACCCCUGGAGAAGUCAAUUUACCUAAAACCUUACACAAUGCAUUUCACACAAAACGGUACGAAAAGAACCUGGGAUUUGUUAAGGGUUCAUGAUAGUGUGGCCAUUUUAAUAUUCAACGUAACUAGAAAUAAGUUAGUUUUUGUGAAACAAUUUCGACCGGCUGUGUAUUUUGGAAGCAUUCCAGAACAAGAAUCACAAGGAGACAUAGACGUACAAAAAUAUCCUGCUGAAAUUGGUGCAACUAUUGAAUUAUGUGCAGGAAUUGUGGAUAAAGCUUUACCUUUGGAAGACAUCGCAUGUGAAGAAGUGUUUGAAGAAUGUGGAUACCAUGUGAAGCCUUCCAUGUUAGAAAAAAUCAGUUCAUACAGGUCUGGAGUUGGCUCGCAAGGAUCUUUGCAAACUGCUUAUUAUUGUGAGGUUACAGAUGAUAUGAGGGUAUCAUCGGGAGGUGGAGUAGAUGAUGAAAUUAUAGAAGUCAUUGAAAUGUCAGUGGAUGAAAUGAAAGAGUACAUUUCUGGUCAUAACAUUAAAAGCCCACCAAGUUUUAUGUUUGGCAUGUACUGGUUUUUACAUAAUAAAUGUAAAAAAUAGGUUUUAUUUUAUUAAUUUUUAAUAUGUGAUACUUUUUAGGUAUUUAAGUUAAAUAACCAAAAAUUGUUUCAUUCCUUUGACUUAUGCUGGGUUUUAUUAAUAAUUUGUCAUAUGCUAACUAAAGAAUUCUAAGCCCAAAAUAUGAAGAUUUUAUCUAAAACAAUGAGGUACAGAGGGUUUUAAAAAGAGAUAUUUUAAAAUUACGUAAUAUUUCUUUACCAUAGUUUUUGUGCUUAAAUUAUUAGUCUUGAAACACUAUCUACCAAAUAUGGUAAAGAAAUAUGUAAUUUUAAAAUUAUUUUUUUGUAACUACUUGUAUUUCAGUAAGGAGGCAUCUUUAGUGUUUUGGGUUAAAUUUUUAUAUUUUUUAUAGUUAAAAUUUUA